Molecule: messenger RNA, 1906 nt
Organism: Cuscuta europaea
Lineage: Eukaryota; Viridiplantae; Streptophyta; Magnoliopsida; Solanales; Convolvulaceae
Source: the annotation of a GenBank genome assembly
AAAAAAUCUGUUCACUUUUUUUUGGAUAAAAUGUAAAUGUAUAUAUAUCCAGAAAAUAGCAUUGUACAAUGCAUCACAAAAAUCAAAAAACUAUCUAAGUCAACAUGCUAACCUAAAAUAGUAUCUACCGUAUCUGUCUCCCCCCCCCACCCUGCGGUAGGGGUAGGGGGAGGAAAAAUUUUUCAGAAGCUCUAAGGGCAUCACAAAAACACAAUCCAAGAAUGGCACGAGACAGGCCCCGGCUCAUUCAUCAAAAGUCUACAAAAGAAAAUCCCAACUGUCCGGGCCCAAUGAAAACCCUUCCUUGCAUCCAACAUCAUAAAAAACUUUUCAGCAUCCCAAAUUAACCUUCAGCACCAGCGGCCCAAAGCUGAAGUCAGGAGGAGUCCCAGCGCAGCGGCCCAACUCAGUGCUCAGCAACAUCCAGUCCGCUCCAAGAUCUCCAGCACUCCUAGCGGGCUAGGGUUAAGGAGAGUCCCGGGUCAGCCCAAAAACGCCCCAGGCCCGGCGUCGCUAACAGGUCAGCGCCGCAGGGGCUUCAUGCCAAAGUCAAACCACCUUACCUCCCCCCCUUCCCCCACCCCCCAACCACCCCACCCGGUUCCGGCGUCCACCAGACGGUUCGGUUGCCGGAAAAGCGGAGGAUUAGAACCAAGCCGGAAAAGAGCGCUGCCAACCCAUUCUCCAUUCUCAACUCCCCACCCCCGUCGAGCCCCGGCGGCAUAGGUGGAUAGCCGAAAAGUGGCGUUUUGACAGUAGCCGGAAAAUACGAACAGACCACCAUGGAUUUCGAACCCAGUAGCACGAAACAGACACCAAGACCAAAACCGGUCAUCUUAUCCAACGAACAACCCCACAUAACUCUUCAGAAACCCAAACCCCAAGGCCAGAAUUCCCCAGACGCGAAAUGCAGAGUAGAGAGCAUCCAAAGUUUCAAACAUCCUCAUCCAGAAAGGUUGACUAACAGAGAAAACUUACCGGAGUAAAGCUACCCCGUUUCCAGAUGACAAAUCGAUGGUGGCUGCGAACUCCAGAUCCAAAGCGUUGGCCCAGCCAAGGAUCCGUAACGAAGCAGUGUGGGGUGAUGGCUGCGUGAAAGGUCUGCACCGGUACCCCUCACCCGGAGCUGCCACUGAAAACGCCACCACCCAUGGAGGAAGAGCCAUCUGCAACGCUCUCAAGUGCAGGGAAGAGAAUCAAGCAGGCAUCUUGACAUUCAGGGAGUCUAAAAAGUCGUUGACAAGCGUCCCAAGCCACUUGUACUCCGACCUGUUAGAUUUCCCCAACCGUUCCGGCACCAAGUCCGAGGACGACGGAGCUGCACCACCGGAGGGUUUUCACCUUGGUUGUGAAUGACAAGAGGAAGAAGAAGGCGGACACAUCGUUCAUCGAAUGAAGCACGAACCAGCAGAAGACCACCGGACCCCAUCUGGUUGUAUCUGCUUGAAACUCGAGCUGCUUGCAUCCCUAAAUUCCGGCCAAGGAAAACCAACCAAGGACUCCAAGAACCACCAGUGGACCAGAUAGCUCAGGUUCCCAAGAGGUAGCAGCGAAGUAUCAUCUUCAAAAGGUAUUCCAAAAAUCGGCCAAAACCAAAAACAAAGCCCACAGGAGCCAUCAGGGCUCCGGCGGCGGUCAACCACGGACGGCGGCGCCAGAGAAGGGGAAGAGAGAGCAACCUAGGAGGAGCCUGGUGAGAGACAUUCUCAACUCUAUCUAGAACCUUUCAGGCAAGCGCUUUUAAAAAAAAAUCUGUUCACUUCGCUCCAUUUCAAAAUGUUAUUAAUUUGUGAUUAGCUAUAAAUUAAUCAUUAAUUCUAGUUCUCUUUGUGAGUCAUUCUCUAAUGGAACGAUACUCAUUUACUCUAUACUAUAUCAUUACAAGUCAAUAAAAACAUCAAUCCCA